AUGUCCCAUCAAGGAGCAGCUUUGCAGAGUUACAACAAUGAACUUGUAAAAUGUAUAGAGGAACUGUGCAGCAAGCGAGAUGAAAUCCAUCGUUCAAUCUUGCAGGAAGAGGAGGAGAAACACAAGCUUCAGAAUGACAUUAGAAUUCUCACAGAGAAGCUUGCAAAGGUGAAUGAAUCGCUUGCUAAGAAAAUAGCGUCACGCAGUGAGUUUGACAAGACCAUUGCAGAAACAGAAGCUGCAUAUAUGAAGAUACUGGAGAGCUCUCAGACCUUACUCAGUGUUCUCAAAAGAGAGUCUCAGUCUCUGAGAGAGAAGCCGUCCCCUGCACCAGGGGCUCCGUCACAAAGAAACCAGCCUUCUUGA
Molecule: messenger RNA, 366 nt
Organism: Candidula unifasciata
Lineage: Eukaryota; Metazoa; Mollusca; Gastropoda; Stylommatophora; Geomitridae
Source: the annotation of a GenBank genome assembly